UACCAAACUUCAUAAAUUUGGAUCAUAAUUGAAUGGCGAUGGGGUAACAUUUUGAACGGUCUACACAAGAACAUCAUCACAAUCCGUAUCCUCGACAAAAUACAAAACUGAAAUGACAUUAAAACAAGAGACCCAAAAUGUAGGAUUCCCAAAUCCACCGCACUCCACAUUCUCUUCUUCUUCCUCCUCUUCUUCUCCUUCCGCUUCUUCUUCGUCUGUUGGGACCCCAUAUGGGGUUUUCACAUUAACCUUCUACCACACAUCUCUUGGCAUUUGGCACCAUUUCAGCCGUUGGAUCAAACAAAACUGUCAGUAUUCUUCGCCGUUUACUGCACAACAAUCCACUUUCUUUUCCCCCCUUUUCUGUAGUGAAUGCUGAAAAAGGGAUGCUGUUUCUUCUUCUUCGGUAAUUUUCCUUUAAGAUCAACCCCAAUUUCAACGCUUCACUACAGGAGGAUUCACUGUUUACUCCUUUUUUGAGGGUCAAAAGGUGUUGUUUUGUGCAAUGAAGAAAAUGGAUAGCAGGUAGAAGAGCAGAUACUGUUCUAUUUUUCAGUCUGAUGGAGUGGAAUAUGUAUCCUUGGAGUCAUGGAUCACUUCCUUGACAUUUUGAAUUUUCUAGGAUUAAUUCAAAGAGUCACAGUUUUUCAAGGCAAUGGUUGUUCAUUAUGGAGAAAACGGAAAUCAAUGGUGGAAAUCCUAAUUUGAAUGGAAAUGGGAACCAUUCUUCAGGUGAUUCAAAGGUUGCCUUAAAUGGAAAGUCUAAUGAGAUGCCUACAUUCAUCAACCACGAUUUACAAACAAAAUAUCGUCGUAAAUGUCGUGUUGGUGCAUCAUUUUCUUACAGCUGAGAUAGCUUGGCAUGAAAGAAGAAAGGAAUGGGUUGGCGACCGUUCUGAAAAUGUGCAACGAGAACCAAAGGAACCAAUCUUAAGCUGGACAAUGACAUAUGAAGAUCUUCUAACUGCAGAGCCUUUUCAGCAGCCUAUUCCUUUAGCUGAAAUGGUGGACUUCUUGGUUGAUAUCUGGCAUGAAGAUGGCCUCUAUGAUUAGGCAUUCUCAUAUAUCAGAAUUGCAUUUUUCUUCUUUUUUUGCCCCUUUUUUCCAAGGCUUCUAUUCAUUUUUGCUACCUUCGAACAAAUUGAUGAUCAAAAUAGAUGGUUCUCUUGUACUCUACAUACUGAUUUGUAAUCAACAAAGUAAAGAUUAUGGUUUUUUCCCCUUUUUCAUGGUAA
Molecule: messenger RNA, 1235 nt
Organism: Cucumis melo (muskmelon)
Lineage: Eukaryota; Viridiplantae; Streptophyta; Magnoliopsida; Cucurbitales; Cucurbitaceae
Exons: 6
Coding region: 754-1053 (99 amino acids)
Source: RefSeq, a predicted model, not a curated record